Colletotrichum destructivum is the source of this 1471-nucleotide messenger RNA. RefSeq names its product Putative metal-dependent hydrolase. Gene Ontology annotation, molecular function: hydrolase activity. The record is from RefSeq and is a predicted model, not a curated record. The transcript has 2 exons. The coding region runs from base 218 to 1258 and encodes 346 amino acids. Lineage: Eukaryota; Fungi; Ascomycota; Sordariomycetes; Glomerellales; Glomerellaceae.
CAACUUUUCGAGCCUAGCUCGAACAUAUUCUGCCCAAAGCUACCUACCUAUCUACCUAGCUAGCUCCUGAUCGAUACUCGGUCGGCUUAUUGUUCUUUUUUCUGUCUUAUCGACCGAAUGUCCAUUUCGCUCUUGGUACAAGAUCACAAGUUUGUUCGCUAGACCCUUCGACCCGUCAAAAGACUGCUACGCUCGCAAGCCGUCCCAGAAGCCCAUCAUGGCCGCCGACUACCCCAUUGUCGACUCGCACAUCCACCUCUACCCGGAAACGGAGAUCGAGACUCUCGCUUGGGCGAAGCCGGGCAACCCUAUCGCGACGCAGCGCUCCGUCUCCGACUAUGUCGCCGCCACCGGCUCGCCAUCGAACCUCAAGGGCUUCAUCUUCCUCGAAACGGACCGCAAACACGACCUCGAGUUGGGCGCCCGCGACGCCUCUGGAUGGGAUUUCCCGCUCAUGGAGGUCGCCUGGCUUCGCCGCAUCGCCGAGGGCAAACCCCGCGACGGCGAGGGUCACACACCCGACCAGAGCAGCCUGUGUCUCGGCAUCGUCCCCUGGGCCCCGCUGCCCUCGGGCCCCGCUGCCAUGGAGAAGUACCUCGACCACGUCAAGGACGUCGCCGGCGAGAACGUCUGGCCCAAGAUCAGGGGUUUUCGCUACCUGCUGCAGGACAAGCCCCACGGAACCGGCCUGACGGACGACUUCAUCGCCAGCCUGAAGCUUCUGGGCAAGCGCGGCUUCGCCUUCGACCUCGGCGUCGACCAGCAUCGCCGCGGUAACAAGCAGCUCGAUGAGGCGUUGGAGAUCAUCUCCCGCGCUCACGAAGGCGUCCCUGAGGAGGAGAAGGUUACCUUCGUCGUCAACCACCUGUGCAAACCCGACCUCGGCAUCAUUAACACAACCGAUCCCUCUUUUGUCCACUGGCGCACCGCCAUCUACGCCCUCUCAAAGUGCUCCAACACCUACAUGAAGCUCUCGGGCGGCUUCUCCGAGAUGCCCGAUUCUCUCAAGGGCCAGGACCCCAACGCCAUCUUCGAGGCCAUCUUCCCCUGGCUCGGCGUCGUGCUCGCCACCUUCGGCACCCGCCGCACAAUGUUCGGUAGCGAUUGGCCUGUCUGCACCGUCGGCGUCGAUGAGGCAUGGCGCAAGUGGAAGCUCCUGGUCGAGCGCACGUGCUACAUGGCCACCCUUGAGCCUGAGGACCAGGCCGCCUUGUUUGGUGGAACUGCCCUCAAGGCGUACGGCAUUGAGGGCGUUUAGUUUGUAUCGAUAUUGAUUGAACCCUAUAUAUAUGAUGAUGAAAUCAUGACCUUGGGAGGUGGACCUUUGGCAUGAGGUUGACCAGCUUUUCGUGUUGAGAAAGAGAGAGAAAGUUCGCCACCGUUUUGACGACCUGAGGCCGGCGCCAGGAUGGCGUUGGCGAGGAAGGAGUAGCUUUUGCACACAGAUACCAAAAACAACAUGAUUCAUGCU